UGUGUUAAAAGGCUGCAGGCCUUGAAAUGUGCUCGCUUUGUGUGGAGUUGAACGAGAGCAUUGCGGCAACUUGUGAUGUUAGCCGUCAUUGGAGAAGUGAUACUUCAUUGUGGCAGUAAUACCCUGUGAACUCUGGAGGUUUCACACAUAAGGAGGUGCAAAAAUCACUUUCAAAAACUGUGAAGUAGACGGGGGGCUAGGAGACAUGCGACGACGGAUUAGAUCAGAGGUCCGGCUGUCACAAGAGCCAGUGCAAAGACAUGGAACCAUCUCAUUCAAAAGCCUUAGCUCUUCUUCUCACACCGUACACACAGCGCACAGUGUACUGUGUAGUCAAAUGUGGUCCUUAUACAGACAGUAAUUCCAUACUAACAGUGUGACAUAUGGGAAGUUAUAAUGAUCACACAGUGUAUUAGAAAUUCAAAUGAAAUCCAUAUAUAAGAAGUAGAACGUCAGAGUGAAUACAAAUCUGCUCCCAAUAAAUAUAUGCACCAACAUUAACAUAUAGGCAAUAAUUGGACAAGGGAUUUUUAAUCUAAUAAUUUCAUCUGAAUGUACAUCCAGCUGCAACGAGUUAAAUCUACAGGCCUGCGCAUAAUAUAUAAACCUCCAACACUGUGUCUCACUGAAUACUACACCAAAUAAGCCAGAAUAUUAAAGAUAUGCGUCUCGUCAGUAUUGAUUUUCUUUCCUACAGCCAACUAAAGCCAGCAUGUCAUUUUAUAGAUUUUCUUUUUUUUAUCACACAUGUGAGCAAUUAUUUUAAAUGCUUGUCAAAAUGUGUCAUGAGGUGAUUAUUUUGUAAUUAUAACAUGCAUUAGCAGUGUGUGUGUGUGAGUGUGAGUGUGGGGGGCGUUGAGUGUGUGCGCGUGAUUGAGAGAGCAAACUGUAUAAAAAGUAGCAUGAAAAGAGCCUGUCGAUCAUUGGCUGCUGGCCAGCUUCAUUGAGUUGACGUGUUCUCUCCCUGAGACUGAGUCACAGAAGAUGAAGGGCACAUUUUGUUUUCAUUUUUUUGAACUAUUAACUGUAUAACACUGUGAUGUGACAAAUAUGGAGGACAAGUACAGGUCCAAACUGUCGCCUACUACAGAUUUUUGGGCAGGAAUAUACCUGGUUGUGAUUGCUCUGCUUUCAAUCCUGGGAAAUGCUUUGGUGUUGAUCAGUUUUGCCCGCCGCCAUUCUCAGCUCAAAGCUCCAGAGCUGCUGACAGUGAACUUGGCGAUCACGGACAUGGGCAUGGCCAUCAGCAUGUACCCUCUGUCCAUCGCCUCGGCUUUUAACCAUGCCUGGAUGGGAGGUGAUGCAGCUUGUCUCUACUAUGGUCUGAUGGGCAUGAUCUUCAGCAUAACCAGCAUCAUGACCAUCUCUCUGAUGGGGGUGGUUCGCUACCUGGUUACAGGAAGUCCACCUAAGAGAGGUGUCACGUUCCACCGGCAAAGUGUCUUCAUUGUGAUCACUGUCAUCUGGUUGUAUGCUGGACUUUGGGCCCUACUCCCGCUACUUGGCUGGGGCAGUUACGGACCAGAACCGUUUGGACUUGCCUGCUCGAUAGACUGGGCCAGCUAUGGAGAAUCCCUGAACAACUCCACCUUCAUAAUGAGUCUGUCCAUUCUCUGUACAUUCCUGCCAUGUCUGGUUAUUGUCUUCACAUAUUUUGGCAUUGCCUGGAAGCUGCACAGAGCCUACCAGUCCAUCCAGAACCAGGACUUUCAAUAUGGCAACAUUGAGAAGAGAAUCACUCUUAUGGCUGUGCUGAUCAGUGUGGGCUUUAUCACUGCCUGGACUCCAUACGUGGCCGUGAGUUUUUGGAGCAUGUUCCACUCCCAGCAGCAGGACCGCAUGGCUCCUCUCGUCAGCCUGCUGCCCUGCCUGUUUGCUAAGAGCUCCACCACAUACAACCCAUUCCUAUAUUUCAUCUUCAGGCCCACGUCACGGAACAACCUCCUGCAUCCCCACAGUUUCUGUUUCUGUUGUCCCAGUUCUCCUGUAGAGGAGCCCAAGAAUGAAAUCAAAAUGACAAACAGCUCAGAGCGAGUUGACUCCAUCAGCCACACGGCGGCGCUGCAUGGACAGAACCAUAGUGAGUACUGACUGUGAGGAUUGUGUCAUCGUCUUAAUACAGGUUUUUAUGGUGUCCUUUAUUAUAUCUACAAAAGUGUGCACAAGACUAGGCAGCAAAAUCCAAUGACUUGAGCCUCCAGCCCUGGAAGUCGAAUCAAAAGUCUGUCUUUUGAUUCACACUGUGGUUCACUCAGUUCACCCAGACACCAGGUAUUCUUGCUCGCUCUAAUAGGUUCAAAACAGUCAAAGGUAUUCUAUGAACAUAUUCUAUCAACAAAUGUUGUAAUUUUUAAAAGAUGUUUUAUUAAUAUCUUAAAUAAAAAAACAAAAGUGCCUGGGGUCUGUUUUCAUUUUCUUUUGGCUCCAAUGUGUCCACGAGAUUCACAUCUGGACGAUGUGGACGAGUUUGACACCUUUCCUGAACAUCUUCUAACCACUAUGCAGCGCCACAGAAUAAUAUAAACAACCACUUGUCACCUGAGGCAUUCUGCAGGUGUGCUCUGCAUGACAACAACCCAACUAUACUGAAGUCACAAACAACCUGUACCAUUUGGUGCAAUGACUCACAGAUAAGAGAUUAUUUUGUAACAAGAAAUAAAAAUCCUGUUCAUUUUUGUUUUAUUUAAUAGCUUCUGUGUAAAAAUAACAGGUUUCAUCUGUUUAAAUUUGACUGCAGAUAAAAAUUAAAAAAACAGUCCCCGUGUGGGAACUACAGUCACAGUUUAAGAACAGUUCAUGUGUAUUAUGUCAUAUGAUGAAGAGCAAACAAACUAUAUUUUGUUUAGUUGACCAAAAAACACAUAUGGUAUACUUUAAAAGGCCUAAAUAGAACCAAAGAACCUAAGUAGGCAGUGGUUCUUUGGUUCUAAUUGAUUAAACCCACUGAGCAUCACUAAAGAAACUGAGGGACAAACUCUGAUCACACCAGUGGAAGACACGUUUUCACAUUUUGUAUUAAAACAUCACCAAAAUAUAAUAAUAAUAAUAAUAAAAUAAUAAUACUUUUUAUCAUUUUAUUUUAUUAUUUUAUCACUCUCUCUAAUGAAAGGCUGGAAUUUUUGACUUUUUUUUUCUUUUUUUUACAGUCAUACCUAGAAAGUCUUAUAUGUCCCUGGGCUGUUGAAAUGUCCACAAAACACCACUAAUCUCUCCUCACGUUCCCAGGUUUUUCUGAGAAAAAUCCAUACAACUCUGUCGUGUGUUGCCGUUAGCGCUGUGGGCAAGAACACCAUUACAAUAAGACUGCAUUAUCUAAUCUACACAGGACACAUGGGCAGAAUAUCUACUCGAACAUGGUCCCUUCUCAGAGAUAACCUGAAAGGUCAGCAGGUCAACGCUAAUGUUAUUUUAUAUUCUUUUCAGUGCAGUCCAGUGAGAGCCUUUGGUAUUCAGGCUAUAAUUUGAAACUAAAUGAAUGCAUGUGCUGUGGUGCAGGAGACAUGUAAACAUUUGGAUUUCUAAAGGCAUCAGGGAAACAUUAGGAAUGUUUUUGGUUGUUGUCGCCUCCGUUAUAACUUCUUCAUGGAACUGAAGAAAGAAAAUAAAAACAGAAUGAGCAGAAGCAAAGAAACACAGGUGUUUAUAAUCACUUUAACUUUAAAUUAGCUCUGCAACUGAACCCUAAUGAAUUCACACCAGCUGUGUUUAUUCACUGUCUGAAGUCAAGAUGGCGGCUGUAAAAACACACAUGGAGACGAAUUAGCAUAAGUCCUGAAUUAUGAAAUUCUAAGAAGAAAAAAUGAUUUCAAUAGUUUUUGCUGUUUGAUUCUAAAAUGUCUGAUUAAAAAGUCAUAAUAUUUCCAUUGAUGACGCAGUCUGCAUCUCAACACUUCCACAACCUAAAAACUACAUUUAAAUUGAUCAAUGAAUCGCCGCGCAUCACAUCACUCUUGGAAUAAAUUCAGUUAAAUAAGAAGUGGUAUUGACCUUUGGGUCUCGUCUCAUUUGAAGAAUACUUAGCACGCCGUUAGCUGCCUGAUGUAACGGAGAGAUAAUCAGAACCAAUAACACGACAGUGUUUGGACUCCAUAUUUACUUCUAACACCAUCAGUGUUGACUGUAAACGGCUUUUUUUUACGGUUUUGGUCUUCAUCAAUUCCCAUUUGUAAUUUGUGAAACUGUGUAAAACUGAUAACAUUUGUUUUCAUAACAUGGGUUGUCUUCAUACCUUUUUUUUUUACAGAUACACGUAUGAGUAUUUUUAUCUAAGUACUCAGUACUCACUGACACUGAGUGUCUUAGUUCUUUUAGUUAGUAGGAAUACUGUAUAUCUGAAAUUAUUUGGCAUGUCCAGAGUUCUGUGGAUUAUACGAUGAUUUAUAUGUCUCUCAGACACAGCAGGGUCAGAUAUGCUGACCUGGAGAGAACAUUUCUUCUUUUUACCUUUUUUGUCAGCUGUCGUCAUUGUCAGUCUCAAAGAAGAAAUAUUUCCCUUUCAUUAUACUCUGUAAACAAAGUCCAAAUGUCUCAAAAGUCUUCCUCCUCUCCAGCUCCAACACAAUGAUGUUUUUAUUUUUUACGUGUUGUUUCCAUGUCCACAGGGCCAGGAAUGUCGGUCAGAUCAAGAGCACGCACUGACGCGUAAACAAACAGACAGGUGUAACCUGUCGACCGAGGUAAUGAGUGCACGUUUUCACCAAACAAUAACUAAUUAGAGCCCAUCAACACUGGCCCCUUCGCGGGGUCGUUAGAAGCUCCUUCACAAAGGACGAUGAUCACCGCUGCGGUGUCAACACCUUCCCUAAUUACAGAGGGCAUUUACCAUCUCUACGUGCUGGCUGUCCACUUAGAUGUGCGGCUCCCCCUGCUGUCUGUCUGUCUGCGUCUCCCUGCUGUCUGUCUGUCUGUGCGGCUCCCCCUGCUGUGUGAGAGGAUGAAGAGAACCACCACUGACAAUGAAAAGAGGGAAUGUCUUUGGUGCUACAUUUAAAGAGUGAAUAAAAACAUAAUAGUAAAAAAUAAGAUGUGUUUUGGUUUUUUUUUAAUUAGAAUGCAUUUAACUGAAAUGCACAGCGAAAUAAAUAAAGACAAGGCGAGCUCAGAAUGAUUUCCACCCAGCUUCCAAGAGCUAACUGAAGAACUGACUCAACCUGAAGUGAAGCAGACACAGGAGGAAGUGUCCGGGUGGUUUAUUUGUCCAGUGUGAUCGAUUAAAAAGAAAGGAACACAACAGUGUGAUUGCCGAUGUUAGCUGCACUAAUCAAACAGCCUUUGUUAAUAAUGAAUAGGUCAGAUAUUGUCAGGCCUUUCAGAGUAGGCUAAAAAAAUGAGGCAAUGACUGCGUCUGUUUGGUGGGGGGUGAAAGGGUGAGGGUUUGGGGGCGUGCUGAAAUACAUCAAUAUUACACCUUCUGUCUGCGCAGCUUAUAAACAAACACAAAAAUCCAA
Cynoglossus semilaevis (tongue sole) is the source of this 5447-nucleotide messenger RNA. It is a transcript of the gene opn8a, whose product is annotated as opsin 8, group member a. The record is from RefSeq and is a predicted model, not a curated record. The transcript is spliced from 4 exons. Gene Ontology annotation, biological process: G protein-coupled receptor signaling pathway. The coding region runs from base 1051 to 2091 and encodes 346 amino acids. Lineage: Eukaryota; Metazoa; Chordata; Actinopteri; Pleuronectiformes; Cynoglossidae. Gene Ontology annotation, molecular function: G protein-coupled receptor activity. Gene Ontology annotation, cellular component: membrane.